CAAGGUAUCAACUAUCAAGCAGAGGAGGAGGAGAGAGGAGGAAGAGGAGUAAGAAGAAGAAGAAGAAGAAGAAGAAGAUAGUUUUGUGGUGCUUGGUAUUCUCCAGUCAUGGCUAUGGCUUUCAGAAUGAGCACUCUUGGGAUGUCAGUCUCUGAAGAGUGCAAGAACAUGUUCAUGGAACUAAAGAAGAAGAAGGUUCACAGGUUCAUCGUCUUCAAAAUCGACGAGCGAUCGAAGCUGGUAAUGGUCGACCAGGUCGGCGAUUCCGCAGCCAGCUACGAAGAGCUAACCGCUUCCCUUCCAGACGACGAUUGCCGCUAUGCGGUCUUUGAUUUCGACUUUGUCACUGUUGACAAUUGCAGGAAGAGCAAGAUCUUCUUCAUUGCCUGGUCACCAAGUGCCUCAAAGAUAAGAGCAAAGUUUCUCUAUGCGACCUCCAAACAGGGCCUAAGAAGAGUGCUGGAUGGUGUUCAUUAUGAGCUGCAGGCAACAGACCCAACAGAGAUGGGAAUUGAGGUCAUUAGAGACAGAGCCAAAUAGAUUCCGUCGUUUUCCCUUUUUUCCUUUUUAUCUUUUACCUGGUCGUCUGAAUAAUUUAUGGCUACAAGUGGAACUAAUAUAAUGUAACUGCUACUGUUAUGGUGCUCGCUGCUUACUGAAACUGAAUCAAUACAUGGAGAUGUGAUUAUAUGACAUGUAUCGUGUCCUUCCGUCUUAAUAAAAAUCUGUGGUCAUCAAUUAUUGCUGUCAA
This is a messenger RNA of Nymphaea colorata (pocket water lily), 751 nucleotides long. RefSeq names its product actin-depolymerizing factor 5-like. The record is from RefSeq and is a predicted model, not a curated record. The coding region runs from base 109 to 540 and encodes 143 amino acids. NCBI's taxonomy places the organism in Eukaryota, Viridiplantae, Streptophyta, Magnoliopsida, Nymphaeales, Nymphaeaceae. Gene Ontology annotation, molecular function: actin filament binding. Gene Ontology annotation, biological process: actin filament bundle assembly; actin filament depolymerization. Gene Ontology annotation, cellular component: actin cytoskeleton; cytoplasm. The transcript is spliced from 3 exons.